AUGCCGCCCUCCGUAGUCCUCAUCAGACACGCCGAGGCGCUCCAUAAUGCCGCCAAGGAACACAUGCUCGCCCACCCCGACGACGACCAAGCAGUCACCGGCGAGGGCAUUCUUGAUCCGGGGCUGUCCGACCUGGGGAGGAAGCAGGCGGCCGAGCUGGGCGAGCACCUCAAGGGAGGCCUCCUCGCCAACCGAAAGGUCGGGCUCAUAGUCGUCAGCCCCAUGCGCAGGACGCUCGAGACGUGCCUCAUCGCGCUGGGCUGGCUGAUGGACCAGGGCGUGCGGGUCGAGCCCGACGCUCGGUGGCAAGAGCUCUGGGACAAACCCUGCGACACGGGCGUGUCGGCGGCGCAGCUGGCAGCCGAGUUCCCGCAGUUCGAUUUCUCGCGGUUGGACCCCGUUUACCCGGACAAGACGUCGGCGGCGGGCGCGGCGUACCGGUACUCGCGGGCGGCGGUGCUGGCGCGCGGGCGGGCAGCAUUGCAGGACGUGCGGGACUGCAGCGGGUGCGCCGACGGGGAGCUCGUGCUGGUCGUCACGCACUCGGGGUUCCUGCGUCGUAGCGUUGCUGGCCGCUGGUUCGCCAACGCCGACUACCGCGUCUUUGACUUUGCGCCGCCGGUUGCAGAAGGAGAGGAGGACGAGAGCGCUAGGGUCCAGCUUGUCGAGUGGGAUCUCACGCACGAGCACGGCGGGCUUGGGCGCAGCAGCGCCGAGAUUGUCGAAUGGGGCGACGGCUUGCCUGAGCGGUGA
Lasiosphaeria miniovina is the source of this 753-nucleotide messenger RNA. Its product is annotated as histidine phosphatase superfamily. Bases 1 to 753 code for a protein of 250 amino acids. The transcript has 2 exons. The record is from RefSeq and is a predicted model, not a curated record. NCBI's taxonomy places the organism in Eukaryota, Fungi, Ascomycota, Sordariomycetes, Sordariales, Lasiosphaeriaceae. Gene Ontology annotation, cellular component: cytoplasm. Gene Ontology annotation, molecular function: phosphatase activity.